Tetrahymena thermophila SB210 is the source of this 1290-nucleotide messenger RNA. Its product is annotated as immobilization antigen. The transcript has a single exon. The record is from RefSeq and is a predicted model, not a curated record. Lineage: Eukaryota; Ciliophora; Oligohymenophorea; Hymenostomatida; Tetrahymenidae.
AUGGUUUUUCUAUUUAUUUUUAUUAUUUUAUUACGAAUUUAGUCUUUCGUAACUGCUUAGUGUACUAUUAAUGCCUCAAUAGCCCAAAGCCAAUUAGGAGCAACUAUUUGCUUAUGUAAUUAAGGUUUUUAUGGUACUGAUGCUAGUCAAUCUACUGGAAGUUGUACAUAAUGCCCUUUUGGAUCCUCAACAGCUACUCCUUCUAAUUAAAGCGGAGGUAAUACUUCGAGUAAUGUAGAUGUCAGUGUCUGUAAUAUAUGUUAAAUAAAUUAUUAUAUGGCGUCUUCUGCUGUUUCAAAUUCACCAAAUUCACUAUCUGCAGUAUGUACUAUUUGCCCUAGUGGCACUGGUAAUAAUGGUGUUUCAUAAGUAGGAGAUCAAUCAUAAUGUAAUUUAUGCUUAGCUAACUAUUAUAUGACAUCUUCAGCUGUAUAACCAGAUAAUUCUGCAAUACCAGCUGUAUAAGGAGUUGCAGCUCAAUGUUCUCCUUGUCCUUCUGGAACUGGAAAUAUUGGGCCAAUAUUAACAGUAGGUGAUAUCUCUUAAUGUAAUCAAUGCUUAAAUAAUUACUAUAUGGUAGCUUAAGCAGUUUAAUUAUCUAUAAAUAAUUAAGCACAAGCAGCUUAAUGUAUGGCAUGUCCAACUGGUUCAGGAAAUAUUCAAAAACCUUCUAUCGUAGGGGAUGUAUCUCAAUGUAAUAUUUGUUUAGCUAAUUAUUAAAUGACUGCUAUUGCUUAGCCUGCUACUGAAAUGACUCCUGCUUCUGCUGCUUAAUGCUAAGCUUGUCCUGGUAAUUCUUACAGUCUUUUGUCAGUCUCUCCUGGUUAUGAUUGCUAAUGCUAUGAUUAAAAUGCUAUUCCUUUAUCAUCAACUUAAACUUCCUGCGUUUGCAAGAAUGGUUUUAGCGGAAAUGUUGCUACUUCUUUAGGUUCUACAGGAUGUAAAAAAUGCGAUUCUGGUUAAUUUUCUACUGCUGGAUCAGCUUGUGUUGCAUGCACUGCAGGUUCUUCAAUUAACUUAGAUUAAGGUAGCUGUUCUUGCAAUGAUAACAGCACAGGAACUACAUAAUGGUCUCCAAAUACAAAUAUUUGUUAAUGCUAAGCAGGUUAUUAUGGAAAUGCAGCCGCAGCUGCUCCAAAUACUACUGGUUCCUGCACUCUUUGCCCAACAAACACAUCUUCAAAAGCAGGUUCUGCAUUAAUAGCUAGUUAGUGUACAUCAAUUUAUGCUACUAAAUCUAUAUUAAUUAAAUUUAGUAUUAUUUCCAUUCUAAUUGUUAUCCUUAAUUGA